Messenger RNA from Rhincodon typus (whale shark), 2760 nucleotides. RefSeq names its product spermatogenesis associated 1 (gene spata1). Lineage: Eukaryota; Metazoa; Chordata; Chondrichthyes; Orectolobiformes; Rhincodontidae. The record is from RefSeq and is a predicted model, not a curated record. Bases 23 to 754 code for a protein of 243 amino acids. The transcript is spliced from 6 exons.
GUCCCCUGGACCGGUUUAUGGAAUGACUGACUCCCGUCUCGGGGUAAUUUCUACUUCGAAAGGACUUGGGGAACCUUCUGUAGAGACAGGCUUCAUGAAAUCUGCAAGGAGCCGCAGGAUUCCCAGCGCCGGAGUCAUAGAGCUUCAUGUCUUCUGUGUCCCAGCUGAACUGUGGAGCAGUAAAUUGAAUACAGUUUCCAACCACGCCAUAAACAAGUUCAUCUCAGUGGGGUUCAUCAGGGUUUUACCUGAUCUGAAUCUGAAAGCACUGAGGCAGCAGGUUGGAGAGUUGCUUGGAGCUCGGACUGUCGAUGAUAAAUUUGCUUUCCUAAAAUGUGUUGGAAGGAUUCGCAACAGUUGGAAAAAGAAAUACUUUGAAUCGAAGAAGCUGACUGCCCCUUUAGAAGAAACAUCAUGCAGGUUACGGAAGGAGCUGGAACAGCAUUACCUGAAACUGCUGCAGCACCUGGAGGCCAGGGACUCGAGAAAAAGGCCCAGAAAGUCAACCAGCACUAGCGAUCCCAAAAACGAGUUAAUUAUUCAGAUUACAACACUCAAGCAUGAGAUUGAUCAGCUGUACAGAAGUGUGGAAAAUGCCAAAAUGAAGCUAAUUACUGAGAUAAAGCUGAGAAAACAGACAUCUACAGAUCUCCGAGCCCUCCGUGCUGAACUUGCACAGAAGAAAACCCAGUCAUCCCUAAAUCGCCUGCAUGGUGGCUCUGUAACUCACAGUUUGAAUGUUUUAGUGACUUAACCAAAACGAGACUGUGUUACCUUUGAUCUCUUAGCCCUCCCUAUGGGAUCUUGCUUCAAUUGGUAUCCAUGUUUCCUGAUUUCACUCAAGUGAUCCCAUUUCAAAAACCAUUUCACUGCCCGUGAAGCACUUUAGGACAUCAAGGGGUUGUGAAUGGCGCUAUAUAAAUUCAUGUUCUUCCUUUGCCUCUGUUCAGUUUUGACAAGACAAAUACCAAAGCCACCUCACCGUUUCUGAUUUACUUGCAUAUUCUGAAAGACAACCAAAUUUGUUCUGUUUUAAUUGAUCUUUCAAUUUAUUUAAUGCAAACUCUUAGAGUGCAGUAGAAGGCUGUAAAGUUGAUUCCCCAUUUGCAGCUGCUGAAACAUGCGAUUGUGUAAUAGCAUCGCUCAGCGAAGGUAAGAAAUGGCCUGUAUGAAGACAGGCAAAAAAAACCCCAAUAAGUUCCAAAGAGGAAAGGAAGACACUUUUUAUUUAAAUUGCAAUGAUUCAAGGAGACAACUCACCAGCAUUGUCUCAAGGCCAAUAAGGAAUGGGCAAUAAAUGUUCAGUCAGCAUCAAUGGCUCAUUAUAUUUUGAAAUGAAUCAUUAUUUUCUUCUUUCUUGUGGUUAAUGUAAAUGUGGACCAGCAGCUACAAUUUUGUCAAGUUACAAAAUUAAUAAAUUGUAGGAAUUUGAAAGGCAAGAUAGUUCGUACUUCAGGAUUUUGAAACUUUACUGGCAUUUGAAAAAGAAUGGACUUAUUAGGGAGAGUCAGCAUGAUUUUAUGUGGGGGAUGUCUUAUCUCACAAACUUGAGUUUUUUGACCAAGUCCAAAGAUAAUUGUUUUCACUAGUGCUUUGGAGACUGAGGGGGUGAGCGCAUAGAAAUAUAUAAAACUAUGAGAGUAUGGAUAAAAUGGAUAGCUGGAGUCUCUUUCCCAAGGUGGAAAUGUAAAAUAUCAGGGGCCAUAGGUUUAAGGUGAGGGGGUAAAGUUUAAAGGAGAUGUGCAAAGCUAGUUUUUUUUAUGCUGAAAGUGUUAGGCACCUGGAAUGUGCUGCCAGGGGAGGUGGUAGAAGCAAUAUUAUAGCAACAUUUAAGAGUCAUUUAGACAGACACAUGACCAGGCAAGGAAUAGAGAGAUCCGGAGCAUGUGCGGGCAUCUCUCUGCCUUAAAAAUAUUUACAGAUUCUGCAUCCACUGUCUUUUGAGGAAGGAAAUUCCAAAGACUCUCAACCCUCAAAGAAAAUAAAAAUCCUCAUCUCUGUUUCAAAAGGGUGACCCAUUAUUUUAAAACCAUGAAUUGUAGUUCUAGAUUCUGCCACAAGAGGAAGCAUCCUUUCCACAUCCACGCAGUCAAAUCCCUUCAGGAUCUUAUAAUUUUCAAUUAAGUCACCUCCAACCUCCAGGGGAUAUAGGGCUGGCCUGUUUAACCUUUCCUCAUAAGGUAAUUCAUUCAUUUCAGACUAGUAAAGUAUAGUAAAACUCCAAAAUUUGUUGAAGCUUUUUUGUCUCACACUCAUCAGAAUAUUCACAAGAAAUAUUAAUGUAACUGUUUUAUAGUGUAUGAGAAGACAGUGUUGAUUGGUUGGCCAGUGAACUCAGUAGUAGAAAUGCUUCCAGGAAGAAUGCACCAGUUAGACGAUGACUGAUAGUUAACUGCCAAGCUUUGUUAAAAUUGUUAUUAAAACUAUGCUUCAUCGUCAUUAAUGCAAAUAAUGUUGAAGGUUGCAACCAGCAAAUAACAAAUAGAUGAUGUGUUUUUACGCAGCAUGAUAUUGUAAAAGUUGGAGUGCAUUGCGUUCGUCGUUACUUGCAAAGAGGUAUAAAGAAGAAAAAUUGCAGACCUGUUGGGGAAAGCAACGAUAGUGUUGUGUAUUCAAUGGUUUCUUGUACUUUUAAUAUGUCUCAGAGUUGUGAAAAUAUGAUGAUAGUUUCAAAGUGUGCAACAGGUUUAUUUAUGUGUCCUUUUAAAUAUCACUGCAAUCACAAAAUGUUUGUACUUUUCUUUUAUUCAUUAACGGGAU